AUGGACUUCCAAAAUGUAAAUCCUUUGAACGUUCGGUUAAACUUGAUCUCGGGCAAUUUGUUACCGAUGACGAGCGAUAAUACGCUGUUUCCUGUAGCGUGGAAGAUAUACAGCAUUGUUUUAUGGCUUGUUUUACUGCUUCAAACUGGUGCAACAAUCCCCGCGUUUAUGCUGGUGCCGAAAGACAAGAGUCUGCGGAAUCCCGGAACGAUUAACAUCGUGGUGUGCUUUGAAGUAUUUGUUUUGCUUGCGCGCAUGUACACGCACAGAGACCUAGUGCGUCAAUUAAUUCAAAAGUUGAAUGAUAUUCUACGCUCGGCGGACGAGACCAUGAAAAGUAUCGUGCAAUCGACCCUAAAGCCGCUGGAGACUCCGCUUGAGAUUUAUAGUAUAUUUGGAAUCGCAUCCGUAAUGCUGUGGUGUGCUAUGCCGCUUGCACUGCUGUUAAAAAGAAAGUAUUUUUUCUACGACGAUUUUGGACUACUAAUAGCCUUUUCGAAACAGCCAUUCUCGGGAAAAAUUUUCCUGUUAGGCAACUUUAUCGUAACUAUUGCCUGCACGUACGUAUUUACAAAAAAGGUUGCCCUGGAUGUCUACAUGAUAAAUCUCACGCUACUGAUGACAGCGCAGUAUCGCUACACCGGGAUAAAGCUUGCAACAAUAUUUCGCAAAGACACUCCGCAGAAUCAGCACAAUAAAUCUCAAAAAGAAUAUUAUUCGAAUUUAGAUACAUUGGCAGCGAGAGAGAUAAAUGCGUUAUGUCGACAUCAUAGCGCCGUGAUUCAGUAA
This is a messenger RNA of Linepithema humile (Argentine ant), 789 nucleotides long. NCBI's taxonomy places the organism in Eukaryota, Metazoa, Arthropoda, Insecta, Hymenoptera, Formicidae. The record is from RefSeq and is a predicted model, not a curated record.